UCUCAAGCAACGACAACCCCAUCAAGGACAACCUGCACGCUACUAGAUACAAUAGGCUGCAGCCCAAGAGUCUCAUACCUUACUCUAGAUAAUCAUAAUGGAAAGUAUGAACAGCGUGAGCCAAGCUAUCCACCAGCUCUUGAAGGACAACAAACUGAUCCUCAGCCAAGACUUUUCCGAUCCUGUACUAGCUCAGUCUACCCUUCUGUGCCUCGUGAUGAGAAACCACCAGUCUUCCAAGAUUUCCGACAUGACCCUUAUACUGAUCUCCCUCCUCGCAACGAGCCAAACGAGAAACUUGAACCAUCAGUAGCUAUCAAUAAGGCUAUGGAUAACCUAGAAGAACUGGUCGCAAACAUACAAUCAUCAAUCAUAAAUCACGUACUUGCAUACCAGCUAGCCAUGGAUAGAUCCCUAGCACGGUCUUUGAAGCAGUACUAUCUUGAAAGACAUCACCAAGACUCCUACUUUCGUGGAAAGGACCAGAGCCAUGACGGUGAUAGAUUUAACCUCCAGAAGAAACGUCAACCGUGGAAAAAGAAGUGCUAUAACUGCAGAAAAUAUAACUGUUGGUAA
This is a messenger RNA of Blumeria graminis f. sp. triticale, 576 nucleotides long. Lineage: Eukaryota; Fungi; Ascomycota; Leotiomycetes; Helotiales; Erysiphaceae. The record is from the annotation of a GenBank genome assembly.